Messenger RNA from Actinia tenebrosa (Australian red waratah sea anemone), 3341 nucleotides. RefSeq names its product glutamate receptor 4. The record is from RefSeq and is a predicted model, not a curated record. Gene Ontology annotation, cellular component: membrane. Gene Ontology annotation, biological process: monoatomic ion transport. NCBI's taxonomy places the organism in Eukaryota, Metazoa, Cnidaria, Anthozoa, Actiniaria, Actiniidae. Gene Ontology annotation, molecular function: ligand-gated monoatomic ion channel activity; signaling receptor activity.
GGAUAUAAAUGAAUAUGUUGAAUACAAAGGAAAGUGAGAUCCUUCACUCUUCCUUAUGGUUCAUGGUGCUUCUGCUUUGCUGUAUCAUUCAAGGAGAGUCAUGUGUUCCUAUCAAGAUAGAAAUGAAUACAGAGAGUGACAUUGAGUUCCUAGCUACUCAACGUGCACUACAGAUGUAUAAUGAAUCUAAUUUUACGUUUGAGUCGAGAAAUAAGAAUAAUAUGACCGCUAUUAAUCUGUAUGAGUAUGUUCAGUCUCUCCUCGACCAUGAUGUUGCCGUGAUUAUUGAAGGCAUGGGAACUAGCAAGCAAAGCUGUUCUGCAAGUGCUGUUGCUAAUAUUCCACUAAUAAGAAUUCAUGACAGAGUAAACCGCGAAAUAUCAACAAGUCUUCAGUUCUGUCAGCCCUCCUUUGCAUUGAAUGCUGGGUACGAGGACUACUCGGAGGCUGUGAUGUCAAUACUGGACAUGUUUGGAUGGAACACAAUGACCCUUAUUUAUGAUACUGAUAGAUUCCAUGAAGUGGCUUUCUUCAGCUCACUAAGCUUGGCAAGAAACUGUCAGCUGCACUACAUAAACGCGCAGCACACCAAUGAAGAUCCGAAAUCCGAUGACAACAUUUACCGAAUCGUUAAACAAAUUCAAACACUGUCAAGUCAAGUUCACAUUCUUUUCAUUGAUAUCGAGAUGAUCAAAAAGAUCCUAGAAAAGGUAUUACUGUGUCACACCAACCAAAGCAAUACAAUAUGGAUCAUCAGUGGGGCGGUUCCCAUGAAAUUGUCAGCAAUAAACUCUCAUAUUGUUAUUGGAUUUCGACAGUCCUUGAAUGACGAAGCAGCAGCGAGGGACCUUGUUGCUAAUAUUACGAAUCAUCUAGCAGGGAGCAAAGAUCCUUCAUUGGGAGACUACGAGGAAGAUGUGGCCUUAGCAUCUGAUGCUGUUCUUGUUGCCAUGGACGCCAUCAGGAAACAAAUAGCGGACGGUUUUUGGACUCGGGGAAACUCCAGCAAGACCGUCACGAAAAGAGGAUCAAUACUGAAUAAGUACAUUAGUAAGGUCAGUACUCGAGGAAUGACAGGAUCGAUUGCGUUUGACGAAAAGGGAAGAAGAAAAGACGUCCAAUUUGACGUGUUAAACCUUCGCAAUAAUUUAUUUGUGAAGACUGGUUCUUACGAUAGGACUCAGCCUCUGUCAAGAAGGCUGCACUUGACAGAUAACUUAGAGCAAAAUAGUGAAGAGAAUAAGACAAAUCAUGGGAGACUAGAAGGAUCAAAGCUAAAGGUUGUCACUGUAUUGGAAACACCAUUCGUGAUGAAAACAAAUAAGUCAGAUGGCAGCUUUGUGUAUGAAGGUUACGCCAUUGACCUUUUAAAGGAGAUUGCUAAACAACAUAAGUUCAUAUACGAGAUCUACGAAUCCCCUGAUGGUAUGUAUGGAGCUGAAGAGAAUGGGAGAUGGAAUGGUGCCAUCAAAGAAUUGCUAGACGGGAAUGCCGAUAUAGCUGUCACUGCGUUAACAAUUACUGAAGCACGCGAAAAAGUAGUGGACUUCACAGCAUCUUACGAAUAUUACACAGAAGAUCUGUUGAUAAAAAAAGACACGUCAAAAGAAGGACUAGACUUGAUGCAUUUUCUCUCUCCCUUUACGAUUGAAAAUUGGACUGCAGUGUUAUUGGUUUUGCUUUUGGUGGCUACUGUUCUAUACUCCGUGAACUUCUGUAGUCCCUAUGGAAUGAAAAAUGAGGGAGGAUCUGGCACGGCUCCGGAGUUUUGCCUAUCAAAUUGUAUGUGGUUUUCUGUAGCUUGUAUGUUACAACAAGGCGCCGAUUAUCAACCAAAGCCUACGUCAGCUCGAAUCCUGGCCGGCAGUUUUUGGUUUUACGUUUUAGUCUGGGUUGCAACUUACACUGCUUAUUUGGCUGCCACCUUUACUGUCGAUCAACGCCUUCAUUCUAUCAAUAGUCUGGAAGGAGCAAUCGACUCAGGGCGUAAAUUUACUUUUCUUAAUGGUUCAAAUGUGUACUCGUUCUUUCGGGAUACAGACUUUCCAUUGUACAAGAAGGUUUGGGAACGCAUGAUUAUCAGUUCUUCUACUGCGGAUGCUGUCAAGCUUGUCCGACAGAAUAAUGCUAUUUACAUAUCUGGAGGAACUAUUUCGGAAUACACUGCCGGAAAAAAUCCAUGCGAUCUAAGACUAGUUCCAGGUCUUACAACCCCUGAGGGCAUGGGGUUUGCUUUAAAGUCAGGAGACCCCAGACUUGAUAACAUGACACUCUCUAUUCUUUACCUACGGGACAAUGGACACAUGUCGAAAUUAAAACGAAAAUGGUGGCUGUUCAAACAUGAUUGCGUUACUCAAACACAAACGAUUUUUAAACAACACCAAAUUACUUUGGACAAGAUGCUAGGCGUGUUUGCUCUUCUUGGUGUGGGGGUGUUCGUGUCGUUUGUGGUCCUUGCAAUGGAGAUAUUAUGGCACAAGAAGAAAGCAUCGAUCUAUUCAUUAAGGACAGAAUCUGUUCAGCCAGCUGAUGAUAAAGAAUGAAAACUAGCACUAAUUUUUUGACGUCAUCUAUUUAUCCAACCAAUGGUAACAUUACACAAUAUCACGUGAGGAAGACAUUCUUUAUACACUACUCUCUACAGAAUGGUUUGAGCUACAUAGUCUCAAGACAUUAAAACAAAUACUACAGUUUCGAGCUCUCCCUGUUGCUCAGGGUUAGACUCAAUUUUGUGCAGGAUAUUCAUGUAUUCCAGUGAAGGUCCGUGAAAAUUCAAAGUGUUUGUAUUAUUGAAGUUGUGCAUUCCUUACUUUACUGUUGCUAAUUACGAAUAUUUAGACACUGAUACGAGGCUUACCCUAAGUAAACGAGUCUGCAAUCGAGUAACACAGAGGUAAUUUGGAACUAGAAAAUGGUCUGUUUAACAAAUAGACAUCAGUUUUUUAUGUGUCUGUCCUCUUAUUGACGAUAAAUUGCGUCAUCACAUUUUCAAAGUAGUGUGGAUCAAAGAGGCGUAGCCGUACACUACUUUAUCUGUCUGUCCUCUUAUUGAUGAUWAAAAAAUAUCCAAUCAGCGCGCGAGAAAUUUGUGCGUUAUUGUAAAAUAACCCAUAGCCACGUCUUUUCAACUGGGACAACUGGACGACGACAGAAUAACGGGAGUUGAAUAUUAUGUUGUUUAUUGUUUAUUGUGACUCUGACAAAACGAAAGAAUGCAUGCGUUAAAUUCUGUGUGAACUACAAAAUAUGGGAAUUACGAAUAAAAGGGAAGAAUGGGAGCAACGUUCUCCAACUAAAUAACAAAGCCUGUUUACUAUUAAAUCAAGUGCAACUGAUUUCUA